GUGUCGCACGCAGGAAAGCUCAGUCAGAUGGAGACUCCGGAAAGUCCGCGUGCAAACCCAGCCGGCGUCUGUCAGCAUGAACACCGUUCAUAUUGAGGAUAUUUCCACAUUUAUUUCACUUAUUGUAUUAAACAGACAGCCUUCAGGUGGUUCUCAUCGCCUUCAUUGGUGCUCACCAUGGCUCGUGAUCGGCGACACAAGAGGCGCGUGGAUUGAACCGACUCAACUCCAGUGAGGCCCUCCUGAAGACUGCAGAGCCAGAAAGAAAUGAAGACAAAUGAUGAGCUGCAGAUUGAAACCUUUGAAGAAUGGACACAUCAGGACAUGAAACCUCCUGUAGGUGAAACCUGAGCUCUUUGAGGGAAUAAAUCUCCUCUUUUACAUGCCUACUCCGCUUCUAUGUCAGUAUGUCACUAUCGGACUGCAAAUAUGGGAGCAACACCCACACGGACUACACUCACAGCCUCCACAGCUUGCCCAUGGCUGAGAACUAUGGGAAAAGGCCCGUCAGGACAUCGUUUGACGUGAAUACAAAUCUGGAUAUCAAGUGGUCGCUGAGAAACCUGAGGAGCAUCUCGAAAGUGAAAGUGGUUAGCUUCCUGAUGGGCUUGACUCUGACCUUCCUCAUCACGGCUUCCUACAUCCUAACGUGGGACAGGAAGGGACUUUUGCUCACCCCCUCACCCUAUCAGCUCAGACCUGUGGUCGUCCUGACAAGCACAGCAGCAGCCGAAGCUCCCUCUGGAAAUGAUUUAAUAGCCAUGAAACUGCUGGUGAAGAAUAUCAGCUCUAAACUGGAAUACACACCCAGGAAGGUGCCUGAUGAAAAGGAUGUCAUUGGAACGGACUCCAAUCUGUUCUCUGUAAUUCCUCGCCACUUCCUGCCGGGCAUUAAGAGCCCUUGCUGGUAUGAGGAGUUCUCCAGUGAACGCAGCACUGAUCUGUACCGGAGGAACCUCUUCACUCGGCGCUCAAAGACCUUCAAGACUGUGUGUGACCACCUGAGGACUAACUUCCAGCAGCACUUAUUUCACAGCGGAAGCAAAGUGUUUCGCCUACGCUGCUUACCGUACUUCUACAUCAUCGGACAGCCGAAGUGCGGCACGACGGACUUGUUCCACAGGCUACUGCUGCACCCAGAGGUCAAGUUCAACACCAUGAAGGAGCCGCACUGGUGGACCAGGAAACGCUUCGGUUAUAUUCGUUUCAAAGAUGGCUUCCAGGAAAGUUUUCCUGUGGAAGAUUACCUGGAUCUGUUUGACUUGGCUGCCCAAAACAUCCAAGAAGGAAUCAGUGGAAAUUCAUCUGGAGACCACCGCACACUAAUAACAGGUGAAGCCAGUGCUUCCACGAUGUGGGACAACCAGGCCUGGAGCUACCUUCCCUCAGACAGGGAGGGGACCGAGCCCCCCUUCCUGGCCCAGGACUUCAUCCACACAAUCCAGCCUGGCGCCAAGAUCCUCAUCAUGCUUAGAGAUCCAGUAGAAAGACUUUAUUCGGACUACCUGUACUUCAAGAUGGCCAACAAGUCAGCAGAGGACUUCCAUCAGAAGGUCGUGGACUCUGUACAUCUGUUUCAGUCCUGCCUGUCUGAGAGGUCACUUCGUUCCUGCGUCUACCACACCAGCCUCUCCUACUCUAUGCCGGUGAGGCUACAUUUAGGGUUGUACAUCAUCUUCUUGCUGGACUGGCUGACAGUUUUCAACAGAGAGCAGAUUCUAGUUCUUCGACUCGAGGACUACGCAGCCAACCUUGAAGUGACAAUCAAGAAAGUCUUUGAUUUCUUGAGUGUAGGCCCUAUGUCGCAGCAGGGGGAGGCAGCGCUCACCAGACGGCCCCUCUCUAACACCCGGAGGACAGCAGACAGGAACCUGGGUCCUAUGCUUCCAGCCACCAGAGACUUUCUCAGGGAAUUUCACAAACCCUUCAAUCAUAAACUGGCCAGUGUGUUGGACAAUAAAGCCUUCCUCUGGAGUAACACCUGAAGGAGCAUGGACCAUUAGUUGAUGGUUGUGAAUUAGCAAACAGAAAAGAGGUAAAGCAGGACUUUAUAAGGUAAUGUACAGCUGGAGAACUCAAACACAGUGCAUAGUUGUAUAUCGAGUUAAAUGAAGGUCUGAUUUAGUGUAUGGGUUUUAGUUGUGAUAUUUAUUUGAUCUUGAAAGAAUGUGAGUGACAAGAAGAUGAUAAUAAAAUAAGAUUCAUUUGUGUUUUAAUUUGA
Molecule: messenger RNA, 2221 nt
Organism: Trematomus bernacchii (emerald rockcod)
Lineage: Eukaryota; Metazoa; Chordata; Actinopteri; Perciformes; Nototheniidae
Product: carbohydrate sulfotransferase 15-like
Exons: 8
Coding region: 408-1985 (525 amino acids)
Biological process (GO): hexose biosynthetic process
Molecular function (GO): N-acetylgalactosamine 4-sulfate 6-O-sulfotransferase activity
Source: RefSeq, a predicted model, not a curated record